This is a messenger RNA of Metopolophium dirhodum (rose-grain aphid), 860 nucleotides long. RefSeq names its product steroid receptor seven-up, isoforms B/C-like. Gene Ontology annotation, molecular function: nuclear receptor activity; RNA polymerase II cis-regulatory region sequence-specific DNA binding. The annotation marks the transcript as partial. The transcript has a single exon. Lineage: Eukaryota; Metazoa; Arthropoda; Insecta; Hemiptera; Aphididae. The record is from RefSeq and is a predicted model, not a curated record. Gene Ontology annotation, biological process: cell differentiation; anatomical structure development; regulation of transcription by RNA polymerase II.
UAUAAUUUUGUUUCUUAUCGUUUUACAGACGCUUGCGGGUUAUCCGACGUGGCGCACAUCGAGUCGCUGCAGGAAAAGUCUCAGUGCGCCCUGGAGGAGUACUGUCGGACGCAGUACCCGAACCAGCCGAUCCGGUUCGGCAAGCUGCUGCUCAGGCUGCCGUCACUGCGCACGGUCAGCUCGCAGGUCAUCGAGCAGCUCUUCUUCGUCCGGCUAGUGGGCAAGACGCCCAUCGAGACGCUCAUCCGGGACAUGCUGCUCAGCGGCAGCAGCUUCAGCUGGCCGUACAUAAACUCCAUGUGACACUCCGUCUGGAGGCAGAUGACGGGCACGCCCGCCCCGUUGUGAUGCCGCGCCGCCGCUUAGUCUAUACACACUCAGCCGAUCGUUGUCGCGUCGCGUGGUAAAAAUAUACAACGGGUGCGAUGCGAUAUCCACCCACAUAAUAAUAAUUUAACGUGGCCGCGACAAGCGGACGCCGUGCCAUCACCGCCGGGUACCGGACGUACCGUCACCUUUUUCGCGCGCCGAGAGCAAACCACCGCAUCACCAUCGCCGCCGUAUCACCUGCACCGAUCAUAUUAUAUUAUAUUAUUAUAAUAAUGCAAGAAACGUGUUCGACGCACGAUGACCUACACUAUAUACGGCAUCACGCGAUUAUUAUAAUAUAUUUUAUUAUUAUUAUUAUUAUUUAUAUAUUAUACUACCUAAAUGCGUUUUAUUGUUAUUAUAUCUUCUUUUUGUUUGUUUUUAUUAUUUAUUAUUAUUAUUAUUAUUAUUAUAUUUUUUCAAUGUCCCAAUAAUUAGGCCCUAAGCGCGUUUUAGUCUACACGCCACUUAGACGACUGGGAGAGUUGCAA